AUGAAUCGCGUACGAGAGCAGCUCGCCAUGGCAACCUACCCAGAAGUCGUAGCCUCGGACCAGCCCGAAGUCUACCACCCGCCCCGCUCCUCCUCCUGGGACCUCGUCCACGGCCAAAGCCCCCGCGGCGGGCCCCAGCGCCCCUUCACCCUCCGCGUCGAGGUGUUCGUGCCCACGAACCACCCGGCCUACCCUUCGGGCGUCCGCCCCAUCUUGGUCAUCGCCGAGGUCUCGUACAGCGGGCCCGCCGCGAAGCCCGAGAAAAGUCCGCUUCGCCUCGCCCAUCGAAUCCGUCCCCGAGGGGAAGCGUUCCCGGCGCCCGCGGCUUAG
Molecule: messenger RNA, 330 nt
Organism: Parascedosporium putredinis
Lineage: Eukaryota; Fungi; Ascomycota; Sordariomycetes; Microascales; Microascaceae
Source: the annotation of a GenBank genome assembly